AUGAAAACACUUGAAGACAUCCUUCCAAGCCUCUCUAAGGCUCGUUAUUUCACUAAACUCGAUGCUCGAUCUGGAUAUUGGGCCAUCAGACUGGCUGAGGAAUCUUCAUUUCUUACAACGUUCAACACCCCGUAUGGACGUUACAGAUUUCUUAGACUACCCUUUGGGAUACGUUCAGCACAAGAUGAAUUUCAGCGAAGGAUUGACGAGUGCUAUGAGGGACUAGAUGGCGUUGCAGCCAUAGUUGAUGACGUUCUGGUGUAUGGAAGUACUCCCGAGGAGCAUGAUCACAACCUGCGGAACAUGCUUUCCCGCUCCCGUGACAAAGGUAUUAAGCUUAACGAAGAGAAGCUUGAAGUUGGUGUCACAGAGAUCCAAUACUUUGGACACAUCUUGAGUGCUGAAGGCCUCAGACCGGACCCAGCUAAGGUCUCUGCUAUAUGCUCAAUGAAUCCACCACGUGACCGCUCUGAAUUGGAAACAAUUCUUGGAAUGGUUAAUUAUUUAGCCAAGUUUGCUCCUAAUCUGUCCGAGAUCACCAGCCCUCUGCGACAGCUCCUUCCCAAAGACGUUGAGUUUGUGUGGGAUCAUCCUCAGUCCACAGCGUUUCAGAGAAUUAAGGAUAUCAUCACACAGACACCUGGGCAAGUUCUUGCCUACUACGACCCAGACAAGGAUCUAACACUCCAAGUUGAUGCAUCCAAGUAUGGUCUUGGUGCCGCUCUCUUACAGGAUGGGAAGCCUGUCACUUAUGCAUCUAAGUCUUUGACCACCACGGAGGUCAAUUAUGCACAGAUCGAAAAGGAAAUGUUUGCUAUCCUGUUCGGCUGUAAGCGUUUCCACCAGUAUGUUUAUGGUCGGCAUGUGAAAGUCGAGUCCGAUCAUAAACCUCUCAUCUCUAUCAUGAAGAAGCCUCUUGCUGUCGCCCCUGCUCGGUUACAGCGUAUGAUGUUGCAGCUACAAAAGUAUGACCUCACAGUUGAACACAGACCUGGGAAGGAAAUAGUAGUAGCUGAUACACUUUCACGCAAGUCAGUGCCUGAUACCUACCCGCACCUUUCAGAAGGUAUGGACGCGCAUGUCCAUAUGAUAGUAUCAAAUGUUCCUGUCAGUGAGAAGAGGAUGGAGGAUAUUAGACGAGCCACAGAAGCUGACCCUCAGUUCUCCUUGCUCCAACAAACUAUCAUAGAUGGUUGGCCUGAACAUAGGAAGCUAUGCCCAGGGACAAUACUUGAAUUCUGGAACUUCAGGGACCAACUUGCCUUCAUGGAUGGCAUCAUAUUCAAGGGCCAGAAAAUUGUCAUACCCAAGUCCCUGAGGACAAGUAUGCUUGACAAAAUUCACACUGGACACAUGGGAGUUGAAAAGUGUCUCCGGCGUGCUCGUGACAUUUUGUUUUGGCCCAAAAUGUCGAAUGAUAUCACAAGUCUUGUACUCAACUGUUCUGUGUGCCUAGAGAGAAGAAACUCUAACCCCAAGGAACCCCUCAUAUCACAUGACAUUCCCAGUCGUCCUUGGCAGACCGUGGCCACAGAUCUCUUCUUAUGGGACACCCAUGAUUUUGUGGUCGUUGUUGACUAUUAUAGCAGGUACUUUGAAGUUUGCAAAUUACCCAGCACCAAAAGCACCACUGUUAUCAAUGCUCUCAAAGAUGUAUUUGCGAGACAUGGGAUACCGGAUAAGGUGAUAUCUGACAAUGGCCCCCAGUACUCCUCACAAGACUUUGCUCAGUUUGCAGAAAAAUGGGACUUUGUGCAUGAGACAUCAAGCCCUCGUUACGCACAGUCAAAUGGUCUUGCCGAGAAAACUGUCCAAACAAUCAAGCGCAUUUUUUCCAAGGCGAAGACAGAUGGCAGAGAUCCACACAUUGGUAUUCUAGAGUACCGUACUACCCCAAUGGAGGCAAAUCUAUCACCCUCUCAGCUACUCAUGGGUCGACGAUUACGAUCCACAUUACCUUGUACCCAACAUCAACUUUUGCCUGGAUCUGUUGAUCAUUCUCAGUACCAGAAAGUACUACAAGCAAGUCGGAGGAAACAAAAGCACUACUACGAUACUGCUGCCAAGCCCCUGUUGCCCCUUAAAACAGGAGAAGCAAUUCGUGUACGACAACACAAUAACUUGUGGACACCUGCAGUAGUCACAAAGCAGCACAAUUCCAGGUCUUACACUGUUCGCACUGGCGAUGGAGCGGAAUAUCGUCGCAACCGACGUCACCUACUAAGGACACGUGAAAAGCAUGACAUACCUGAAAUGAACAUUGAUGUCACAAGUAGUGAGUUACCACAUGUUCCACAGACUGACAGAGCCGAUACCUGUACUCGUGAUACAGCUGAGGUCAAACCCUCUGAUGACCCUGUAACAUCACCGAUCCCAUCACGAACACACAGUCCCCAGAAAGUUAUUGACAAUGCCAAUAAUCAAUAUAUCACUCGUUCGGGUCGGGUUGUCAAACCCAAGGUUAUUGCCUCAGUGUAG
This is a messenger RNA of Haliotis rufescens (red abalone), 2478 nucleotides long. RefSeq lists its product as uncharacterized. Gene Ontology annotation, molecular function: nucleic acid binding. Lineage: Eukaryota; Metazoa; Mollusca; Gastropoda; Lepetellida; Haliotidae. The record is from RefSeq and is a predicted model, not a curated record. The transcript has a single exon. Gene Ontology annotation, biological process: DNA integration. Bases 1 to 2478 code for a protein of 825 amino acids.